Messenger RNA from Triticum aestivum (bread wheat), 2796 nucleotides. RefSeq lists its product as uncharacterized. NCBI's taxonomy places the organism in Eukaryota, Viridiplantae, Streptophyta, Magnoliopsida, Poales, Poaceae. The transcript is spliced from 5 exons. Gene Ontology annotation, cellular component: cytoplasm. The record is from RefSeq and is a predicted model, not a curated record. Gene Ontology annotation, molecular function: protein phosphatase inhibitor activity. The coding region runs from base 2014 to 2511 and encodes 165 amino acids.
AUGGCAGAUCCGCACGCAGCGUGUAUAUCGAACUGCCACCACCUCUCCUUGCCCCGCGCCCGCGACUCUCCAUUCUCCUUCCCACCCUUGGGCUUGGUGUUGGUGGCAUCUCAGCUCCGAUCGUCUGCGACUCCCCUACCCGUCCCGCUCCACGCCACCUCCCCGUCCGGUAUAUCCCAUGGCUCCCUCUUCCUCCGCGUCCGCGUGCCUGUCGAUUCGCCGUAGCUUUUUUUCUUUUUUUUUGGAACUGGCCAGCAAUUGCUGGUUUUCAUUGGCUUAGCAGAAAGAGAGGGACAGAGUUGUUUGAUCAAGUGAUCGGUGGGUGAUGAAGAGAAACCAACAAAGAAAGAAGUGAAGUAUCAAGCCGAUAUCUCACGCUACAUGCCCGAAAGGUUAUACUCUAAGCAUGCAGCUCCAGCUAUCCUCCAUUGCUCCAUGUCGCAGCGGCAGGCCUUGAUGGUGUUGUCCGCGCUCGGCAGCUUUCCUUUGAACACAUAGGCGUUCCUCUCCAUCCAGAUCAGCCAGCUGAUGAGUGCGAUCAUGGAUUUGGUGCCUCUCCCAGCUGCCGGUGCAGCGGCGUCAAUGAUCAUCUGAACCUUGGCAGUAGUUGUUGAUCCCUCGCUCCAUAUAUCAGGGUGCAGGGCGGAGCAGCUAAUCCAGGUCGCGAUAGCUUCUACCCGCGCUGGUGCGGAUUCUCUCGUUCCCGCCCGGAUAGGCCCCUGAUUAAGGCAGGCAUACUGCGCAGGUGGAAGAGCAAUGGCAGUUUAUGAUUUAAUGAUCCCGUGAAGCUUGGAACUUCUCCUCCUUCUUGUUGAAAUAAUAACUAGUCAAGUUCUUGCAUCAGACUUUGCAUUUUUCGAACUAAUAAUCUGUCCAUACUCUGACCCAUACAAGUGUCUUUUCCUACAGAACUAAUUUACACCUUCAUAUCAUCUUCCCAUAAAAAAUACAACUUCUCCAAUAUAAUUACUAUAGAGUACGUUAUAAUAAUCUAGCAUGUCCCAGCAAAAAAAAAGUGGUGUACAAAAGGUUGAUCAAGACCAGCUUACAACUUCUUCUUGCAUUUGAUGUAUCAAGAUCAGCGUAGUACUUAUUGAGAUGCAUGCAUAUUCUUUCCUAAGCUGGUUCAAUUGUAAGGGGCUCUGGUUUAGUUGUAUGGAACUUCUUUCCUAAAAAAUUUAUUGUUCUUUAACGUCAUAAAUAACCGCUCUGGUUUUUUUUAGGGGAAAACAAAUAACUUCUCUGUUUACCUGUGUGCUAACUGAUUUUGUGUAUAAUUCAAAUUUAUGGCCCUCUUCUUUCAUACUCCCUCUGUCCCAAAAUUCUUGUCUUAAAUUUGUCUACAUACGGAUGUAUGAAGUCGCGUUUUAGUGUUAGAUACAUCCGUAUCUAGACAAAUGUAAGACAAGAAUUUUGGGACGGAGGGAGUAUAAUUAAUCUAUUGUUGUAUACCAUCAUAACCUGUUAACCUAUGCCUACACAUAUAGGUCAGCUAAUUCUGCAGGACAUGGAAUUGUUAGUUUUCUGAAUAUUUGGGGGUUUUCUCUUUUUCUCUGAGUAAUGUGGGAAUUUGUAACGCGAAGUAGGUGCCUUGAAUUCCAUUUGCUGUUGAUGAUAGAUAUAUAGUGCAAAUGCUGCAAUUCCCUUAUCUGAAUUAGGAUUUAGGACAAAGCAUCAACAAGGUGUGAACCAUAUAAGCUGUUUGGGCCUUGCAGUAACAAUGAAGGCGUGAAAGUUUGAAAGAAUAUGACGCAUCGACUUUGCUCGUAAAACAGAUAUGUUCAGACUUUUUUUUUUCCGAUAAAGAGAUAUGUUCAGACUUACGCGGGUGGAUCUUAAGCUGCUUUUGACUAAGUGUAUUAUUAAGCCAUUUGAUCUGAUCAGUUUGCUGUGUGCAUUUGAAAUUCCCACCAACAUAGCACAAUAAAUAUUCAUGGUGACGUAUGAAGACACUUCUAUGUUCUCUCCCUUUUGUUCAUAUGUUGUCUACUGUAAACAAUUUAGGUUUGUACCAUGAAUGCGGAUUAUAAUUCACAAAAUUUAACUCCUCUCUGGCAACUUAAUUUCACUAUGUCUGGAAUGUCAUCUGAUGAUGCAAGUGCUGAAGUGAGGCCUGAAGGAGAAGUUUCUGGUGAAAAGGUAGAAGAAACUCAAGAUCAGAAUGAAGGCAGUGGCAUGCCCUCGCCACAGGAGGAGGAGGCAGCAAUCAAGAAAAAAUAUGGAGGAAAAAUGCCCAAAAAGUCAUCACUUAUAUCAAAGGACCAUGAGCGGGCAUUCUUUGAUUCUGCUGAUUGGGCUUUAGGAAAGCAAGGUGGAAGUCCCAACAAGCCUAAAGGACCCCUUGAAGCCCUUCGACCAAAACUACAGCCUACUCAACAAAAUGCUCGUGCCCGCCGAUCUGCGCAUCCUAAGCAUCUAAGUCCUUGUAUUUUUGUGUUCAAUGUAGUCCCAGUCUCACACAUCAUUAUCUUGCCUGCCGAGGAGCUGACCCAGAAUGAUGAUCCAACUUAAGGCAAGAACAAGGAAUAAGCAUAAUAUGCAUCGUGCUUUUUAUAGGGAAAGUCACGGUUCUGCUGUCAUCAUGCCAAAACUGUUGCCUUGUUAAAUAAUUAGCACCGGUGCUUAUAUUAUGCCUGAGGUUGAGCUCUGCAGUUUUAGCUGUGGCAUAUCUGGCUUCUUCCACAUUCAGCUAUGCCUGAACCAGCUAGGAAUGAACAUUUCAUGAUGGUGGUGUUGUAGUGCCGGAUGUGUAAGAAGAAAUAAUAACAAUGGAACUUCAUAUCUUAACAACACUUU